UCCUGCGGGGCCACGUCACAUAAACGGAGAAAGAGUGCGUCGCUCCGUCUAACCAAAAUAGAAGCUACCGAAACAGGAUUUCCCCGCUGCGAUCGCAGUCACAUCAACUUUUACCCUACACACACCGGGAAAUACUGGACACGGUGUCUCCGGGGCUUCGUAUCAUAUGGAAAGAUGUCGGACAUCGGGGACUGGUUUAAAAGCAUCCCUUUCAUCACUCGCUAUUGGUUUACUGGUUCCAUUGUGGUCCCCUUAAUAGGGAAACUGGGAUUAAUCAGUCCAGUUUACCUUGUGCUAUGGCCGGAGGCAUUCUUCCAUAAAUUCCAGAUAUGGAGGCCAAUAUCGUCAACGCUGUAUUUCCCAGUUGGGCCAGGGACAGGGUUUCUCUAUCUGGUCAACCUGUAUUUCCUUUACCAGUACUCUACUAGGCUUGAAACAGGGGCAUUUGAUGGAAGACCAGCAGACUACAUUUUUAUGCUCCUGUUCAACUGGAUUUGCGUUGUUAUAACAGGCUUAAUGAUUGAUAUGCAGCUCCUGAUGAUCCCUUUGAUCAUGUCUGUCCUGUAUGUGUGGGCUCAGCUAAAUCGAGAGAUGAUUGUUUCCUUUUGGUUCGGUACUCGAUUCAAGGCGUGCUAUCUCCCGUGGGUCAUCCUGGGAUUCAACUACAUCAUUGGUGGCUCCAUUGUGAAUGAUCUGAUUGGAAAUUUAGUGGGCCAUCUUUACUUCUUUCUCAUGUUCAAAUACCCGAUGGAUCUGGGCGGCAGGUGUUUCCUCUCCACCCCACAGUUCCUGUACCGGUGGUUCCCCAGUCGGCGAGGUGGGGUGUCUGGGUUCGGAGUCCCACCCAGCAGAAGACCCAUGCCGCAGGAACAGGCAGGUGGAGGAGGAGGGGGGGGGGCAGGCGGAGGACGUCACAACUGGGGUCAGGGCUUUCGACUCGGGGAUGACUGAGGGUGUCCUCGCACGUGGCACCUAUGGACACUGACGCUUACAUAGAUGCAUACCGGGACAUCGGUGCUGCAGAAACACAAGUUUUAUACGUUUGAGGAUUUUGUUUGGGGUUUUGGGUUUUUGUUUUUUUUUAUCUCUCCUUCUGAAUCUAAAUGUAAAGAAAGUUAUCACAGAGCUCCCUCGCAGUUUCACAUCGGUGCGUUUAUUUACUCUUGAAGUAAUGCCGUAUGUCACACCGUAAUUGAGUUUCUCUGCAUACAGGAGCAGCCUUGCAGAAACGUGCUCGGGCAGAGCUUGUUUCGAGGAAUCGGUCAGUUUGGCAGAGUACUGAAAUGUAUUUGUUUUCGUUUUCCCAGCAUAUUCUGGCAGGGAACACUGGAUUCAUCUUACAUGCUUUUAUUGAAUAGUUCAGUUGGUUUCACAGUCUUGUAACAUGUUCGUAUUCAGUUACAGAAUCUGAGGAUGUACAAAUUCUAAAUAUUAAUUGCUAGUUUUAUUACUGAUUUUUGUUCAAGUAUUAAAUUAUUGUAACCUAAGGCAUAACGGCUGAACUUGCUGCAUCAAAGGCUAUAACAACCACAAUAGCCAAUGAGCAUCAGCGAAAGGUAAUUUGUGAACACAAAUAUUUUACUGCGUCACUAGAAUACAUGUAGAUGCCAAUAUAUUUUAUUCCCAAGUCCUAACACAAAUAUGGUGCCUUCCAGUAGACAGUAAACUGAACUAUGUCAGAUGUAGAGCUUGCAUCUAAACAUACCAGGCAUGGCUCAGUCUGUUUAUUUGAAAUAAGCAGCAUAUUAUACAGGGGUUGAGGCAAGAUAUGGUUAAACUGUUAACAUAAACUUUUUUUUUUUUAAAUUUACAGCUGUAUAAUUGGCAAAUGAUCCAUCGGAAUUUUUCUGGAUACCCCCACCCAACAAAAAUUCAUUAACAACCCCUUCAUGAGGGUAGUUGGAUAUGUUUAGGGUGCAGAAAUAUCUGUGGCCUUCCAUGACUAGAGCACUCCUGACUGAAGAUGCAUCACGUAGCUAAUUAAACUGAAUGCAACUUGUAUGAUGUAGGAACGAGGCGAUGUUCCUCCUCUCAUCUCAUCCUUUGGAGCAAAGUAACAACUAAAUGAUUGAAAAAAAGAAGUCCAUAGUGAAAAUGUUAUGAUUGUGUGAAGCAGCCAUGUCUAAGUUGUGUGGCAAUAACUUGCCAAAAUCUUUUUCAAGCAGGAGCCUAAAUAAAAUAUUACUGCUGGU
This is a messenger RNA of Electrophorus electricus (electric eel), 2192 nucleotides long. RefSeq names its product derlin 1 (gene derl1). NCBI's taxonomy places the organism in Eukaryota, Metazoa, Chordata, Actinopteri, Gymnotiformes, Gymnotidae. The record is from RefSeq and is a predicted model, not a curated record.